Molecule: messenger RNA, 2846 nt
Organism: Opisthorchis viverrini
Lineage: Eukaryota; Metazoa; Platyhelminthes; Trematoda; Opisthorchiida; Opisthorchiidae
Exons: 15
Coding region: 231-2846 (871 amino acids)
Cellular component (GO): myosin complex
Source: RefSeq, a predicted model, not a curated record
AUUUGCCUUUACCGGUCCCUAUCCUCGCCGGCUGGCGUCCGCACAGUUUCUAACCUGAGCAUCUCGCUUUUCUGCCGAACGCAUUUUUGAAUACGUCUCCACGUGUUUCAUGAAGUGAAAAUUGUUCAACUCCAAUCGUUUCUCUCUCGGAGUGCUCACUUUCGUAAAGAGUUGGAGAUUUCUAUUCAAGACAAUUAUUGCACAUCGUCAGCUCAAAUCAGCGUAGCACCAUGAGUCACGAGUCGGAAUCACACGUCAAAAUUUCUCGUACAAUCUACCGCGGUGUGUCGCCCAGCACUUCACGUUUGGAAAGUCGUGUGCGUGAACUUGAAGACAUGCUUGAUCUGGAACGCGAUGCGCGAGUCCGGGCUGAACGACAUGCCGCUGACAUGAGCUUCCAAGUAGACGCACUCAGUGAAAGACUUGACGAAGCUGGAGGAAGUUCAAGUCAGACGCAUGAGCUUCUUAAGCGUCGUGAGAUGGAAAUUGCGAAGCUACGAAAAGAUUUGGAGAACGCGAAUGCCUCAUUGGAAAUGGCUGAGACUUCAAUGCGCCGAAGGCAUCAGACCGCGCUGAACGAACUUGCCGCUGAAGUGGAAAACUUGCAAAAGCAAAAGGGAAAGGCCGAAAAAGACAAGAACAGUCUCAUUAUGGAAGUGGACAAUGUUCUUGGACAACUGGAUGGGGCAUUGAAAGCAAAGCAAUCGGCAGAAUCCAAGCUGGAGGGUUUGGAUGCACAACUUAGCCGAUUGAAAGGUUUAACAGAUGACUUGCAGCGGCAACUGAAUGACCUGAAUGCAGCCAAAGCCCGCCUUACAUCCGAAAACUUUGAACUCCUGCAUGCAAAUCAAGAAUACGAAGCACAAGUCCUCAAUCUCUCCAAAGCAAAGUCUUCACUUGAGAGCGCCGUUGAUGACUUGAAGAGGUCACUUGAUGAUGAAGCAAAGCACUACAAAUCCGUAUUCCUCAUCCAAUUUCCACAGAGCCGAUUCAACCUCCAAGCUCAACUGACCUCAUUGCAAAUGGACUACGAUAACCUGCAAGCAAAAUAUGAGGAGGAGAGUGAGGAGGCCAGUAAUUUGAGAAACCAAGUUUCCAAAUUCAAUGCUGAUUUGGCUGCGAUGAAAUCGAAAUUCGAACGAGAGCUCAUGUCAAAAACUGAGGAAUACGAAGAACUCAAGCGCAAGUUGACGCUCCGAAUCACAGAGUUGGAAGAUACCGCAGAACGUGAACGUGCCAGAGCGUCGAACCUGGAGAAGAUCAAGGCCAAGCUGACCAUCGAAAUUAAGGACCUCCAAAAUGAAGUUGACAGCCUAUCUGCUGAGAAUGCUGAGCUGGCACGUCGGGCCAAGGCCGCCGAGAGCCUUGCCAAUGACUUACAACGCCGUCUAGAUGAGUUGACCAUUGAAAUCAACAAUCUGCACUCGCAAAACAGCCAACUGGAGGCAGAGAAUAUGCGACUCAAGAGUCAGGUAAAUGAUCUGGUGGACAAAAAUGCUGCUCUUGACCGUGAAAACCGCCAACUCUCUGAUCAAGUUAAGGAGCUCAAGUCCACUCUACGGGAUGCAAACAGGCGACUCACAGAUUUGGAAGCUCUACGGUCUCAACUUGAGGCGGAACGGGAUAAUUUGGCGUCCGCUCUGCAUGACGCGGAAGAAGCUCUGCGAGAAGUAGACCAGAAAUAUCAAAACGCCCAAGCUGCUCUGAACCAUCUAAAAUCAGAAAUGGAACAGAGGCUUCGAGAGAAGGACGAGGAGCUAGAAACCCUUCGCAAGACUACCACUCGCACUAUUGAAGAGCUAACGGUCACAAUCACGGAGAUGGAGGUGAAAUACAAGUCAGAGCUUUCCCGAUUAAAGAAGCGAUACGAGUCCAACAUUGCUGAGUUGGAGCUUCAACUUGACACUGCGAAUAAAGCAAAUGCAAACCUGAUGAAAGAAAACAAGACUCUUGCACAGCGCGUCAAGGACCUCGAAGCAUUCUUGGAAGAAGAACGUCGUCUUCGCGAGGCUGCAGAAUCGAACUUGCAGGCUAGCGAACGCAAGCGAAUUCAGCUAUCAAGCGAAAUUGAAGAGUUACGUGGUGCAUUAGAAGCCGCAGAUCGGGCACGCAAGCAUGCUGAAAAUGAAAUGAACGAAGCGCAGACUCGUGUUAGUGAGCUCACAAUGCAAGUCAACACGCUGACCAAUGAUAAACGCCGUCUGGAAGGAGACAUCAGCGUGAUGCAAGCGGACAUGGACGAAGCAAUCAACGCGAAAGCGGGUGCCGAAGACAGGGCUACGCGCCUCAACUCUGAAGUGCUUCGACUGGCCGACGAGCUUCGACAGGAGCAAGAAAAUUACAAACAUGCUGAGGCCUUGAGAAAACAACUUGAGGUGGAGAUUCGGGAGAUCACUGUCAAGCUGGAGGAAGCCGAAGCAUUUUCGGCUCGUGAAGGACGUAGAAUGGUUCAGAAGUUGCAGACUCGUGUUCGUGAACUAGAAGCUGAAUUUGAUGCAGAAUCUCGGAGAUGCAAGGAAGCUCUGGCUGCAGCCCGCAAGUUCGAGCGUCAGUACCGAGAGCUCCAGACACAAGCCGAAGAUGACCGACGAAUGGUGCUAGAGCUUCAGGACUUGCUGGACAAGACUCAGAUGAAGAUGAAGGCUUACAAGCGCCAGUUGGAAGAAGCGAUCACAAUGAACAAGUACCGCAAAGCACAGCAGCAGAUCGAAGAAGCCGAGCACCGUGCGGACAUGGCUGAGCGAACUGUGACAAUUAAACGCAUAGGACCGGGCCGUGCUGGAUCCGUAGUUCGUGAAUUGUCCGUGACCACCAACAGGGGAAUGCGUGCGACGAGCAUGAUGUAA